Trichosporon asahii var. asahii CBS 2479 is the source of this 870-nucleotide messenger RNA. RefSeq lists its product as uncharacterized. The record is from RefSeq and is a predicted model, not a curated record. Bases 1 to 870 code for a protein of 289 amino acids. Lineage: Eukaryota; Fungi; Basidiomycota; Tremellomycetes; Trichosporonales; Trichosporonaceae. The transcript has a single exon.
AUGUUCUGCACUGAGUUGGCUGCGGAGCAGUUCCCCUUUCCUGCCCCCGCUGGCACCAGAUUCUGUGAGAAAGAAGUUCCCUCACACUCCGAGACGACGCCCCUGUACACGACAGAGCCAGACGGUCGGCCCGAGGUCCUAGUUGCGGAGUGUGUCUUCACGGGGUGCAAGAGCUGGAUGUCCUUUCUUCCAGGCUGCUCGGAUAUGCACAAGCAGUGCGUUUACGUCUCAUUCCAAUACCUCGAGUUCGACUUCGCCUUCCGAGAGGCUGUCUGUACUCGCAACGACCUUAUCAGCGCUUUCAACACCUUGUUAUCUGAUCGUAAGGCGCUUGAGGAUGCCCUCAUCGCUACUCGCAUGGUGCUUAGCGGUUUGGAAGUAAUGCCUGGGACCCAGCAGGCUAGCAAGGCCAAAAUACUCCACGAGAAGAACGCCCAAAUCCAUUUCAGAGAACGCCUUCGGAUACUGCGCUGUCAGUGCGAAGAAGCCUUCCGACGCCUCGACAACGGCAUCCACAACUUCGGUCAAUACCUCUACUUCCUGUCCUUGUGCGAGGACUAUGGUAUUCCCCAGCUUGGCUGGUCGUGCUGGGGUGGAUGGCUCAGCGAGGAGAACGUGCGCUUCCCCGAGAAACGCGAGCACAUGUUCCGAAACGGGUGGAUGUGCGACGACUACGCUUUCCGGGCCGCCAAGGUCAUCAAUGCGUCCGAGACGCCUGAGGAGGUGAAGCAACUGCACGUGGACCUCGAUGGCCUCACCAGGGAAUAUCUUGCCUUUAAGGGCUACGCCCUUACGCCGACAGCUGCCGUCAUGCACAGGCCUCCGACGCCUCACGGCGCGGACGACCUUCCUCCUCCCUACGCGGUCUAA